Messenger RNA from Hypoxylon trugodes, 1281 nucleotides. RefSeq lists its product as uncharacterized. The transcript has 2 exons. Gene Ontology annotation, biological process: translation. Gene Ontology annotation, molecular function: RNA binding; structural constituent of ribosome. Gene Ontology annotation, cellular component: ribosome. The record is from RefSeq and is a predicted model, not a curated record. NCBI's taxonomy places the organism in Eukaryota, Fungi, Ascomycota, Sordariomycetes, Xylariales, Hypoxylaceae. The coding region runs from base 1 to 1281 and encodes 426 amino acids.
AUGAGCGUGGCACGGCCUGUACGAUGCCUGCUUUCUAGGCGGCUUGCUGCCGCGGCCAAGCCGACAGCAGCACCAUCACAAUGCCACACCUUCCACAGCUCGGCGCAGCUCGCUGCGAGGCGAAAACCCCGAUUUAAGAGCAUACGAGCCGAGGAGAUGGGACUCAUAUCACCGGAAAAGAUUGAGGAUUUUACCGAACAAACAUUUCCUAAGUAUACGCUAGAAGAGGUGGAAAUUUUGAAAACGAGGUAUACGCCAGAACAAAUGGCGGCCCUCGAGGCUGGUGAAGCAGCUAUCGACCCGAACGAUCUUACGAUACAAGGUCGAAUACGAAAAGAUCCUUACAGAUUACCGUACCUCGAUGACUUCAGCAAAAUCUACCCCAUUAUCGACAAGCGACCCCAGAAUAAUCCGCCACCGAACCCGAAAGCCAGGUUCAUGACAAUGCGGGAGCACACAGAUGAUUUGGCCAACCGCCUCGAGGCCUUGAUACCGAAGGAUGUGAACUUCGAAGGCAUGAAACCGGAGGAGAUUGAAAAAGUAUUAGAGCAAAGGGUCGACUUUGAUAUGGAGAGGGCCAAGUACUUGCUCGAGCCCGAGACGAUGGUGCAUACCAACGGGCCGUCGAACUCAGCGCUCGCACCGUCACUCGGCAAGAAUUUAUCUGGUGUCGCGGGUAUGUACAUUCCGCCGAUCGACCCGGCGGACGCUGGAUUGGACGACGAGGGCAAGUACCAGAAGUUGAAGCGGCGGAUAGGCCUGCAUGUCAGGGACAUCCUGGACAUCACCACCAAGGUCCUAGUCGUCCGCUUCGUCUCCAACCAGACCCGUCUCGGCAGGAUCCGCAGCGCUUGGGUCCUGGCUAUCGCUGGUAACGGUAACGGACGCCUCGGUGUCGGCGAGGCAAAGUCCGUUGAAAUGGCUACUGCCCGCCAGAAGGCGACACUUCUAGCCAUUCAGAAUAUGCAGCCUAUACGUAGGUACGAGGAUAGGACAAUCUAUGGCUCGGUUACGGCAAAAGUUGGCGCGACAAUUGUCCAGAUUGACGCUCGUCCACCUGGAUUUGGUCUACGCGCUUCCCACCGUCUCUUCGAAAUCUUCCGUUCUGUGGGUAUCCACGAUAUCGCCGCCAAGAUGCCGCGAUCGAGGAAUCCAAUGAACUCAGUAAAGGCCUGCAUUCUAGCCUUACAAAGCCAGAAAGACCCCAACGAGAUCGCCCUCGGAAGAGGGAAAAAACUCGUGGAUGUACGGAAGGUGUACUACGGUGGAAAUGUGUAUUAA